This is a messenger RNA of Cyphomyrmex costatus, 1224 nucleotides long. It is a transcript of the gene rasp, whose product is annotated as protein-cysteine N-palmitoyltransferase Rasp. The transcript has 6 exons. The record is from RefSeq and is a predicted model, not a curated record. Gene Ontology annotation, molecular function: palmitoyltransferase activity. Lineage: Eukaryota; Metazoa; Arthropoda; Insecta; Hymenoptera; Formicidae. Gene Ontology annotation, cellular component: endoplasmic reticulum. Bases 7 to 1224 code for a protein of 405 amino acids. Gene Ontology annotation, biological process: protein palmitoylation.
AACAGUAUGAUAUUAUGCUAUUGGUAUAUUUUAUCAUCAGUAGUUUUUUUAUAUUAUUAUUUGGGUAUGUUGGGUAUGUUAUGCACAAUACUACAACCUACUUUUUUAUAUAUAAUAACGUAUAUAUGCAGCAAGAAUGCAGCAUGGAUUAUACAUGUUUUGUACAUGUUUGUAAUACAUAUAUUAAAAAUUCCAAAUGGUCGUUUUCAAAGUUGGCUGGGAAUUACUGAUGAGAAACAUUAUAUUUUAACACUUGUUAUGUGUUGGAUACAUUUAAGAAGUAUCAGUCACAAUAUGGAUAGUAUUAAUGACCAAUUUUCUAGUUCAAACAACUUCAUUCAAAAAUUAGCAUAUUGCUUAUAUCUGCCUACGUUAUUUUUAGGACCACUUAUUUUAUAUCAUGAAUUUGUGGAAUCUAUCAAUCAACCACAUCAGUAUUGGAAUUGUCAAAAGCUUUUAACAUUUAUGUUUAAUUUAGUUAGAUUUAUAUUCUGGUCUAUUUUUACUGAAUUGUUUUUACAUUUUAUUUAUGUAAAUGCUAUAAAGUAUCAAUUGCAGGUUUUACAAAAUUUGAAUUCUUGGGAACUACUUGGUUUAGGAUAUUGCAUGGGACAAUUUUUUUUAAAUAAAUAUGUUGUAAUUUAUGGAACAUGCAGUAAUUUAUGUUAUUUAGAUGAUAUAAAAGCGCCAUCACAACCUAAAUGCAUAGCUAGAAUUCAUUUAUAUUCCGACAUGUGGAAAUAUUUUGAUAGAGGAUUAUACAAAUUUUUAAUAAGAUAUAUCUAUGUUCCUAUACGAAAUUCUAUAUCAAAUAGAAGCUUUGGAAAAUUAUUUGCAUCAUUUUUGUGUUUCACGUUUGUCUUUAUAUGGCAUGGGAUACAAAUGAAUAUCUUUAUUUGGGCAUUGCUCAAUUUUAUAGGAAUAAUAAUUGAAGAUAUAGGAACAUCAAUUGGCAAAAGUAAACAGUAUUGUAAAGUACAGAAUACAUAUUUAUCUUCAAGAAAUGCUAAGAUGCUUCAUUGCAUAUUGGCGAGCCCUCUUUUAGCAAUGUCAGCGAUAUCUAAUUUUUACUUUUUGGGUGGACAAGAAGUUGGAAAUAUCUUUACACAGAAAAUAAUAUACGGAUCUUGGAAAAGUCAAUUUAUUCUACUUUUCCUUCUUUACUGUUGCUGUCAAGUUUCUGUAGAUAUUAAAAGCUGGGAAUUACGUCGUAUGAAAAGAUAA